This is a messenger RNA of Protopolystoma xenopodis, 476 nucleotides long. NCBI's taxonomy places the organism in Eukaryota, Metazoa, Platyhelminthes, Monogenea, Polystomatidea, Polystomatidae. The record is from the annotation of a GenBank genome assembly.
CUUGGCGAGUGCAUUUUACUACUGGACCUCGGCCUCCAUUUCGAAAGUUCUUGCAUUUGACUUCAUCCUUCCUUGUUGGCCUCGUUUUACGUGCCUCGCUUUUUCGUCAUAAUGUGAAAGUUUUUAACAAAGAAUCCCUACUCGAAUCGGUUUAUUGCAGACCAACUUUCCAAUCCCUUAUUACCGUGUCUAACCAUCAUUCUUGCCUUGAUGAUUUCAUACUUUUUGGCACAACGCUCAAAAUAUCUGAUUUAAUGAAUGUUGAUAGUUUUCGUUGGAGUUUGGUUGCAAAUGAUAUUUGCUUCAAAAGUAUGUUUAGCUACUUUUUCGUGCUUGGAAAAGGAAUUCCAGUCUGGCGUAACGUUUAUGAUAUAGAAACCAAGAAACUUACCUCUGUGGGUGGAGGCCGAUACCAACCAAGCAUGGACUUUACGUUAUCUCUCCUUAAUAAUGGGUUUUGGGUUCACAUAUUUCCC